Botrytis cinerea B05.10 is the source of this 1714-nucleotide messenger RNA. RefSeq lists its product as hypothetical. Lineage: Eukaryota; Fungi; Ascomycota; Leotiomycetes; Helotiales; Sclerotiniaceae. The transcript has 2 exons. The record is from RefSeq and is a predicted model, not a curated record. Gene Ontology annotation, cellular component: membrane; mitochondrion; cytoplasm. Bases 110 to 985 code for a protein of 291 amino acids.
GUUGUCAUUUACCGACUUUCACAAUCCAAUCCAUCUAAUCUUCAUGAUUUUACUUCCUACAACUUAUUCCAUUCAAAACAUGUUACCGCGAUAAAAACUACUAUUAAUUAUGACUCUCUUUACUGUUCAAACAACUGGUCGCGCUGUGCUGCGACGUCCAUAUUUUCCAAGCCAUCGGAAACAAAUAAACUUCACUUCGAAGAGACACAACUCCAACAACUCUACCCCUGUACCCCAUUCCAAUCCCUCUCCAGAGAGCUCUGCGAAUGGCACUGCGAUUCCCAUACCUGCAACCAUUGCGACUGUGCCAAUAUGGCAACGACUUGGUCCUUUGACUCGAUCUUUUCAAGCAUACGGCCGCUCACAACGGAAGCGUCCUUACACAACACAAUUCUGCAGUUCGUUGGUAAUAUAUUUCCUAGGGGAUCUAUCGGCGCAAAGCAUCUGCGGAGAUGAUUAUGAUUGGAAGCGUACACUGAGGGCAUUGUUUAUCAGUAUGGGAAGCAGCAUUCCGUCUUACAAAUGGUUUAUGUUUCUCUCCAACAACUUCAACUAUUCUUCGAAAGCUAUUUCCCUCGCUACAAAAGUCGGCGUCAAUCAAAUGUUCUUUACUCCUAUAUUUAAUACGUAUUUCUUCGGCAUGCAAUCUUUAUUGUCAGGAGACAGUUUACCGGAUGUCGUCGAGCGUGUCAAGAGGACUGUCCCAACCAGUAUGAUGAACAGCAUUAAACUAUGGCCCGCAGUCACAGCAAUCAGUUUCGCAUGGAUCCCACAAGAGCAUAGGAGCAUAUUUGCCGGAGUAAUUGCCAUCGGCUGGCAGACUUAUUUAAGUUUCUUAAACAGAAGAGUAGAGGGCGAGAUGGCCGGAGGUAUCGAAAAUACACAGAAAGAAGCUGUCAAGGGUCCCACGUCAAAAUUAUCAACAGAUGUCGCAAUUAAGACAGACUCCACCAAAGAGGCUCAGGAGCAGAAAGCCGAGGCUUAAUCGGAAUACGUUGUUAUUUAUUCGCGGUGUAUUUUAUCAACAUAUAUGGGCAAGGCAUAGACAUUAUACCAGUUUCUUUGGACCAGCAGGUCACCGGCGCAAUGGGAAUUGGGAUAAAUAAAAAUAGAAGGCACGGCGUUUUUAUAGACUUGGGAAGCAUGGCCCCCUAGCGAGAGGUUACAGAUACUGGAUCAACAUCUACAUGGGAAUUAGUAGUUUCGUCUCUUUGUGUUCUAUCUUCUGAGUACUUCCGUUAAUUGCCAAUUUUGUCUCUUUUGUAUGGUCAAGUGCUUGCUGUCUUCGGACUUCAAAUUUUUUACCAAGACGCAUCCAGAUAUGGAUCGACCCUCCGGAAUACUUCAGCUUUUAAGCAAUGGAUUAUCUAAUAUCUGCAUUCUUUAGUCAAUAGCUUCUAAUAUAAUUUUGUGAAAUAAUAUGAAGUUUUUUUCAUUCAUUCUCGGUUCAACAAUACAUCAUUAACAAGUCUUGUCUGGAGAAUCCAAUUCUUGCGUCGAGGAGAGGAGCAUUUUCCGGAUGCGGAGCAGGAGGGGGAGGGGGCACGGUGAUGGCAGGUGUAUGGUUGUCACAACAUGAUACACGAGAUUGAGGCAAGGGAAUAUGGUUGAGGACGUUCUCAGGUGAAAGUUUUAUUAUUCGAGUAGCACUCUAUUAAGCAAUUAUCUACCGAGCGUCUAGUCUUUCUUGAAUGAGAACACAGGUGCCAAGACA